CUUCUCAGUCACACACACCCUCCUCUGUUUUUGUGUGAACUCAACUCAACUCCACUCAUCAUCAUCAAUUUCUUCUUCUUCUUCUUCUUCUUCUCUCUCACACACACAUAACAUGUUUUGUAUUAUGAUUUUGUAGCUAUACAUAACCGUUUCUAACAUCUAAACAUAGAAUCUAGAAGAGAGGAAGAAUCUAGAAGAUGCUGCUUGGAAAACGUCCUCGGCCACCAGUUAUGAGAAGAACAAGAAGCAUGAGUGGUGGUCUAUCCGUGGACAUGCAUACACCUGAUAAUCAUGAUCAGACAAACAACAACUUAGAACCACAUCACGAGGAACAACAACAAUCAUCAAUGAUGUCUGAUGUUCAUAAUCCCCUGCAUCCACAACCAAAUCAUGAUGAUCCACAUGCGGUUGUGAUGACUGGACCAGCAGAAUUAACGGUGACUGAUGAGUGUUUAGUGGAAAGUACAGUGAUGUUCCCUUCACACACAAACACAAUCACAAUCACUAACAAUAUUGUUAAUCAUAAUAAUAUUCCUGUGAGUGCGAGUGCACAUAUCAUACACAGUACACCUCACUUUCUCCGAAUUUGUGGCCUCUGUAACUGUCGUUUGGCUCCCGGUCGAGACAUCUACAUGUAUAGGGGAGAUACAGCAUUUUGCAGUUUGGAGUGUAGGGAGGAGCAAAUGAAACAAGAUAGGAGGAAAGAAAAGUGGAAAAUGGGCGUUUCCAAGAAAGAAGACCACCGUGUAUCACCACCGUGCACGGCCACCGCUAAAGCUUCAACUGCAACUUGUACUUGAAGUUGAAGGGUUGCAAACUUGAAUAAUUAUAAUAAUAGAAUAGUAUUAGUAUUAUUAUUAUUAUUAUUAUUAACUAAGAAUGAAAAAAGUUUGUUCACGCUUACCAUGCUUCUCAUGUGUGUGCACUUAGGACAAAGAAGGACCACCCCAUUUCUCUCCCUUGUCCCAAUCAAUAUGUUCCUUAUGGCUUUUUUAUAUUGAUCUUUGUUAACAUAAUGAUUCUGCUACAAACUUUGUAAAGAAGGACUUAUUGCUGUAUUAUUAGUAUUACUACAGCUAUUCAACUUUACUGAUAUCUUAAUCUUUUAAAUUUCUCA
Messenger RNA from Trifolium pratense (red clover), 1117 nucleotides. Its product is annotated as FCS-Like Zinc finger 6-like. The transcript has 2 exons. Lineage: Eukaryota; Viridiplantae; Streptophyta; Magnoliopsida; Fabales; Fabaceae. The coding region runs from base 198 to 800 and encodes 200 amino acids. The record is from RefSeq and is a predicted model, not a curated record.